Lotus japonicus is the source of this 1292-nucleotide messenger RNA. Its product is annotated as probable fructokinase-5. NCBI's taxonomy places the organism in Eukaryota, Viridiplantae, Streptophyta, Magnoliopsida, Fabales, Fabaceae. Gene Ontology annotation, biological process: fructose metabolic process. Gene Ontology annotation, cellular component: cytosol. The record is from RefSeq and is a predicted model, not a curated record. Bases 63 to 1046 code for a protein of 327 amino acids. Gene Ontology annotation, molecular function: fructokinase activity. The transcript is spliced from 5 exons.
UGUUGAGGCUAUUUUGCAAGACACAAGACAUCAAACAAGAGAAGCAGUAACAGAAAGAGGAGAUGACAGGCUCAGGAGAUCCACUAGUGAUAUCAUUCGGUGAGAUGCUCAUCGACUUUGUUCCUGACACCUCAGGCGUCUCCUUGGCUGAGUCUAAUGCUUUCAUCAAAGCCCCUGGUGGUGCCCCUGCCAAUGUGGCUUGUGCCAUUUCCAAACUUGGUGGCAACGCUGCCUUCAUUGGCAAGGUGGGAGAUGAUGAGUUUGGAAGGAUGCUAGCUGACAUCUUGAAGAAAAAUGGGGUCAACACAGAGGGUGUGUGUUUUGAUGUGGAGGCGAGAACUGCAUUGGCUUUUGUGACAUUGAAGAAGAGUGGAGAGAGGGAGUUCAUGUUUUAUAGAAACCCCAGUGCAGACAUGUUGCUGAAGGAGUCUGAAUUGAAUAUGGGUUUGAUUAAGCAGGCCAAGAUAUUCCAUUAUGGAUCUAUUAGCCUCAUAUCAGAACCAUGCAGAUCAGCUCACAUGGCAGCCAUGAAAGCUGCUAGAGAAGGUGGUGCAUUGCUGUCCUAUGAUCCAAAUGUGAGGUUGCCUUUGUGGCCUUCUGAUGAGGCUGCUAGGUCUGGGAUCAAGAGCAUUUGGUCUGAAGCUGACUUCAUCAAGGUGAGUGAUGAUGAAGUUCAAUUUCUUACACAAAAAGAUCCUGCGAAGGAAGAGGUUGUUAUGUCCCUGUGGCAUGACAAGUUAAAGCUGCUUCUUGUCACUGAUGGAGAGAAAGGUUGCAGAUAUUUCACAAAGACAUUCAAAGGGAGGGUAUCUGGGUUCUCAGUGAAGGCAGUUGAUACAACUGGUGCUGGUGAUUCUUUUGUUGGUGCACUUCUCACAGCUGUGGCCAGGGACCCUUCCAUAUUUGAUAAUGAACCAAAAUUGCAAGAGGCUUUGACUUUUUCAAACGCUUGUGGAGCAAUUUGUACAACACAAAAGGGAGCAAUUCCUGCACUUCCAACAGCCGAAGAGGCUCAGAAAUUUAUUUCAAGCUGUAAAGCUAGUUAAACUCUACUUUGAAAUUUGACACUCCAGAGGACUAGCUAUUCAUUCACAUUUUUUAGUUUUGUUUUACAAGUCUGAUACAUUAACUAAAAUAGUUUUAUGUUUAUGAAUAAUAACACCUAUUUCUGCUGCUUAGUAUAGUGAGAGCUUGUAUUCUUCAGAAACGAAGAAAUUAUUACUAAUGUGAAGUUUCUUUUCUCUCAUUUUGUCCUCAAUUAAAUGAGAGAAUUUUUAAUUUUUCUCUCUUAA